Rattus rattus (black rat) is the source of this 522-nucleotide messenger RNA. Its product is annotated as lithostathine-2-like. Lineage: Eukaryota; Metazoa; Chordata; Mammalia; Rodentia; Muridae. Gene Ontology annotation, molecular function: peptidoglycan binding; signaling receptor activity; oligosaccharide binding. The transcript is spliced from 5 exons. The record is from RefSeq and is a predicted model, not a curated record. Gene Ontology annotation, biological process: response to peptide hormone; venom-mediated disruption of cell wall in another organism; antimicrobial humoral immune response mediated by antimicrobial peptide. Bases 1 to 522 code for a protein of 173 amino acids.
AUGGCUCAGAACAAAGUACACCUCAACCUGUUCUUAUGCCUGAUGCUCCUGUCAUAUCACCAGGGCCAAGCGGCAGAAGAAGACUUGCCUUUAGUUGAAAAAGACCUUCCUUCUCCCAAAAUCAGCUGCCCAGAGGGUGCCAAUGCCUAUGAUUCCUACUGCUACAUCUUCGUUAAAGAACGUUUGACUUGGGUGAAGGCCGAUCUAUUUUGCAAGAUCAUGAUUUCAGGCAACCUGGUGUCGAUACUCAGCCAGGCUGAAAACAACUUUGUGGCCUCACUGGUUAAGGAGAGUGGAACUUCAGAUACCAAUGUCUGGACUGGACUUCAUGACCCCGAAAAUAACCGUCGUUGGCACUGGAGUAGUGGCGCUCUAUUUCUCUUCAAGUCAUGGGCCACUGGAGCUCCAAGCAGUGCUAAUCGUGGUUAUUGUGUAUCACUGACUUCAAACACAGCAUACAAGAAAUGGAAGGAUGAAAACUGUGAGUCACAGUACUCCUUUGUCUGCAAGUUCAAAAGCUAA